Messenger RNA from Microplitis mediator, 2179 nucleotides. It is a transcript of the gene Ufm1, whose product is annotated as ubiquitin-fold modifier 1. The transcript is spliced from 3 exons. Gene Ontology annotation, biological process: protein K69-linked ufmylation. Gene Ontology annotation, cellular component: nucleus; cytoplasm. The record is from RefSeq and is a predicted model, not a curated record. NCBI's taxonomy places the organism in Eukaryota, Metazoa, Arthropoda, Insecta, Hymenoptera, Braconidae. The coding region runs from base 1119 to 2066 and encodes 315 amino acids.
CUUACAGUUGACAUUAAUUGGGAGUUAAACGAAAUUUAUUAAAUAAAUUUUAGUCUACAAAAUUUAAAAAUUCGAAUUUGAAAAUUGACAUGAAGAUUUCACUGAAUUAUUUUCCAAAUUUUGUUUAACUCCCAAUUUAUAUCAACUAUAAGUAAUUUUUUUUAAAUUCUAUAUCUCGGCGAAAUUACUUCUACGUCACCCUUUUUGCAAUUAAAGUUUUAGUAUUUUUUAAAUUAAUAAAUUAAUUAAAUUUUAAAACAGUUAUGACAAGUGAGUCAUUGCAUAUUUUUAAAAAGCGAGAGUACUGUCUGCCCUUAAAACCAAUAACUUUUGCAUACUGGAAUUUAAAAAAUUUUCUUUUCGCGGGAAGUUUAAAAAUUGACAGGCGCCUGCUACUUUUAGUGUCAUAUUUAAAUUAAUAGACUCAAAAAUAAUAAAUAACAAAGAACUAGUGCCCCAUAACCCAAAUAAUAAUAAUUGAAACAGGGUACGUGUCAUUGCGUCGUUUAUAAACUUAUGAUAAACUAAAGUAAUUAGACAUUGAUGUCAUUGAUAAAUCAUGGUCAUUAAGCACAUUGAGGAGUACUAAUUAAUAAAGAAGAUUAACAAUUCUUAUAAAUCUAUCAAUAUACAUAUAUAUAAAAGAAAAACAAGGCUUUAGACAAUAGUAACUGUCACUGUGUCUGGUGGGUUGUACUAAAUAUUUAUGGUAAUUAAUAAUUAAUACAAAUCUUAUUAUUGGAAUAAAAUAAUUGUAAAAUUAUUGACGUUUAUUAAUUUGAUAUUUUUUAAAAACUCCCGCUUAUCGUAAUUGAUAAAUUAGAUUAUUGUUUUAUCGACUUGGACACGUAGGACAAAAAAAGGGUUCAGUGUUCCGACAAGUCAUCUGUCAAAUAAAAGUUGCACGAGGUUUUAAUUAAAUAUCAAAUAAAUAUAUAUUGUUUUGUUAAUAAUUUAAUAAAUAAAUAAAAAUAUAACCAUGACAUCUAAAGUAACAUUCAAAAUAACCUUGACGUCUGAUCCAAAACUCCCGUUCAAAGUAUAAAUCCAAUAUUGUGUUGCCAGAAGAUGAAGGGAGGAUUUUAUUUGUAUAAAUAAUAAAAUAUUGUUAAGUAAAAAUGGCUGAAGAAGGUUUUGAAGAGAUAAUAAAAACAAUAGAUACAUAUAUAUCAUUAAUAGAAAAAAAAAAUAGUAAAAUAACAAUUGAAAAUAUAUCAAAAGCAUUUGACGUUUCGUUGUUCGUUGAGGCGACAGUUGCCAGAGCUAAAGACGACAAUAAAUUAAAAAUAUUUGAAAGUAAUUUACAUGGAUACUGGAGUACUAAGAAACGUACACGUUUGUACACGUGUACAGAAUUACAGUUAGCAUGUGACCGGUUGCUGGAAGUACUUUUGAAGGACAGUAAGACGACACGUGAUAUUAUUGAUAAGUUACUGCAUUUGUAUGUCCAGCAUUGUGGCCAUGACAGAUUCAAUAUUUUUAUAGAGACUCUUUUAACUGAUACGUUAGCUGCCAAUGUCUUAUUAAAUUCACUUGUCGACAUCGGAUUGCCCAUUGAAACAAUCGAAGAUGAAGCUCGAACUAUUGCCUGGGAUCACGAAGCUUCUUGUGGUCGGCAUGAACAAGUCGAUCAGUUGAUCCAAUUAAUGGUAAUCGAUGGACGUGUUGACAAAGUACUUGACACCUUUUCUAGUUUGAAUACCGACAGCCCAGCGAGAAAAUUAAUUUUAAAUAAUUUAAGUAAAUAUACCCAUGACUACGACGUUCCUGUAUGCUUGGCUAUCACUGAUGUCGAUAAAAAAUUACUACGUCUGCUUUUGGACGACUGUGAUUUCAAAAAUAAUUUUAUCGAUGCUAUUUUUUAUUUCGGGCGUAACAUGAACUGGGACGGCAGCACGUGGAAAGCUGAUCAUUCAUUUAGUUACUUGCAUUUAAUUAAAAUAAUACGUAAAUUACUGUUUGUGUCGGAUGAAAUAAAUAAAGUUAUUGCUGAUCGUUUGCAGUUGGCUAAAGCACAGAUUGAUGGAUCUAUUUGGGUCGAAGUUGAACGGGACUGUUUACUUUAAUAAUUAAUUAAUUAAUAUUUUUUAUUUAAAUGAUGGAAUGACUUUUUUGUAUAAUCAUGUUAAUAAAUUUAUAUUGAUACGUAUUUUUAUUUUAAUUAUCGUUUAUUAUUUUU